UCAAAGCAAAGGUUUUCUACCAUGAUGCGUGUUUUACAGGCGAGCUGAUAGUUACACAGAAUUUAUACUGUAAAAUAGUUUCAUUUUAUAUCCAUGAUAAUUGCUUAUUAUUCAAAAAGGUUGUUUUAUAUGCAGCUGUAAGAUGUUCUAAACAGCGUAAUGACUUUAAUGUUAUAUGCAAACCUCAAAAUGUUUAUUUUCUAGCGAAAUGGUUUAAUUCUCUACAAGGCAACUGAGUUUUUCCCGGCUUUUAUGGUUAUUUAUGAGGAUGGGAAGGAUUAUAUGAUAAAAGCAUCCUCGCAGAAAUGGGAAAAUGGGAGUUGACAAUGGAGCCUGUUCAGGAAUGGGGUGAGGAGCAUGAAGACGGGGCGGUGUUUGGGAUCACCCUGCGCAGAGAGCCGGUCCAGCAGUCGGACGGUCCCACAGAGGCUUUCGUUCAGUACCGAACAUGUAAAGUACGCAGGUUAAAAGCGGCAACACUGGACAAACUGGUCUCUCACCUUCUGGACCCCUGCUGUCAGGAGCAAGACUACGGCAGGAUACUGCUGUCCACGUAUCGCACCUUCACCAGCUCCAACAAACUCAUCGAGAUGCUCCUCCAGAGGGACAACCUUGCCUCUGAGCUUGACAGCACCAAUUACCCUAACAGCUCUUUGUGGACUGUGCUCCAGAUGUGGUUGGAGGAGUACAGUGAUGAUUUUAGGGAUGCGCCCAUGCACUCGUCCCUGCGUCUCAUGUGCUUACAGCUGAGAGGACACCCUGCUCUCUUCCCCCUGGCCAAGCACUAUGAAGUGCUCCUCAAGAACUUCCAGGCUGAAGAUGUUGUGGCAGGUGGUCCAGUUGAGCAAAUAGAAGAAUCAGCCUUGAAUAAAGGAGUGAGAGACUAUGAGUCAGAUAACCUGGUGGAUUUCAUGGGUCUCUCCGUUACGGAUGUCGCUGAACAGCUCACGCGGAUGGACGCUGAACUGUUUAUGAAGGUGGUCCCUUUCCAGUGUCUGGGCUGUGUGUGGUCUCAACGGGACAAGAAGGAGAACCUCUCGCCCACUAUUUGGGCCACCAUCGCCCAGUUCAAUGCAGUCACCAACUGGGUCAUCACUUCUCUGCUUCGUUCCUCGACGUCGGUCACACAAAGAGCCAGGGUCAUUGAGAAAUGGGUUCGGAUUGCACAGGUGUGCAGAGAGCUGAAGAACUUCUCUUCUCUUAAAGCCAUUUUGUCUGCCCUUCAGUCCAACCCCAUCUAUAGACUAAGGAAGACAUGGGCUGCUGUCAGCAGAGAGGCCAUGUCUGUCUUUAAGAGCCUGUGUGAAACGUUCCCAGAUGAGGAGAACUGUGUGCUGACCAGCCGAGAAAUCUUUGAGGAUGAUGGGAGUCAAACUGAGAUGGAUAACACUACCACAAAAACAUCCAAGAGAUGCCCUCUAGCGAAACAGAUGAGCUCAGCUGGAGGGACGGUUCCUUAUCUGGGGACAUACCUUACAGUACUGACCAUGCUGGACACUGCCCUGCCGGACACUGUGGAGGGUGGCCUCAUUAAUUUUGAAAAGAGGAGACGGGAAUAUGAGAUUUUAAAGCAGAUCCGUCAGCUGCAGGCCUUGUGUUCCCAGUAUGUUUUACCCCAUCAUCCUCAGAUCGCUGCCUGGCUACAGAGUCAGAAACUGCUGUCGGAUCAGGAGAGUUAUGAAUCUUCCAGACAGCUGGAGACGUCUCAUGACACUUCUCCAUCCAACAGCGGUUGGAGUCACCGAACUCUGGCCAAAAAGCUCUCAUCGCUCAUUUCAGGGAACGAGGGGUCCAGAAAGAGCGCAGAUCAGAUCAGUGUGUCGUCUCUGUCCAGCUGUGGUCCGAACACGGAGGCGUUUCCCUCGUCUUCCUCUCCUGAUUCCUCCACCAUGUCCAGUUCAUCCUCCAGCUCUCAGCAGGACCUCAACCUGAAUCCAUCUUCCUCCUCCUCCUCCUCCUCUCCAGCGUCAGCUGACCCUCACCUGGUCUCGGCCCACAAGCGCUCCGUCUCCAUGACCUCCCUGCCCUUCUACAACAGACAGGUGGACGACUCGUGCAUCAUCAGGGUCAGCGUGGAGUUCUGCAACAAUGGAAACAUGUACAAGAGCAUCCUGUUGACCAGUCAGGAUAAGACGGCCCAGGUGAUCCAGAGAGCUCUGCAAAAACACAACCUGGAGGAUGUUAGUGAGCAGGACUUCACCCUUGUACAAGUUCUGGCCCAAGACAGAGAGUUGCAUAUUCCAAAAAAGGCCAACGUAUAUUAUGCCAUGUCUACAUCAGCCAACUAUGACUUUGUUCUACGUCGAUGCCCAAAAGGCCAGCGGAAGCAACUCAUGCGCUCUGUUUCACUGUCAUCAGGACGAGCCACAAAAUAACAGCAGAUUCAGCUUUAAUUCUGCGGGACUCAUAUUUACUGCAACAGUUAUUAAAAACUGUCAAGACAUGUCAUUCAGACACAAAUGGAGAUGUAUGAGAUUGAAAACAUGUCAUUUCUAGAAACAAAA
Carassius carassius (crucian carp) is the source of this 2504-nucleotide messenger RNA. Its product is annotated as ral guanine nucleotide dissociation stimulator-like 1. The transcript has 17 exons. Gene Ontology annotation, biological process: Ras protein signal transduction; positive regulation of GTPase activity. Gene Ontology annotation, molecular function: guanyl-nucleotide exchange factor activity. NCBI's taxonomy places the organism in Eukaryota, Metazoa, Chordata, Actinopteri, Cypriniformes, Cyprinidae. The record is from RefSeq and is a predicted model, not a curated record. Gene Ontology annotation, cellular component: plasma membrane. Bases 306 to 2375 code for a protein of 689 amino acids.